This is a messenger RNA of Humulus lupulus (European hop), 1449 nucleotides long. Its product is annotated as UV-B-induced protein At3g17800, chloroplastic. The record is from RefSeq and is a predicted model, not a curated record. The transcript has 3 exons. Lineage: Eukaryota; Viridiplantae; Streptophyta; Magnoliopsida; Rosales; Cannabaceae. Bases 104 to 1327 code for a protein of 407 amino acids.
AAUAAAAAAAAGAAAAGAAUAUCCCAAGAAAAGAAGAAUAGAAAACAAAAAUUUCCCAAGAAACAAACAGUUUUUGCAGAGGUGUGGUGAGGAGAGAACGAAGAUGCAAGUUUAUGGUGUAGUAAGCGACGCGACGUUUGUUAUUCCUAAGGUCGGUGGUCUGAAGGCUCCGGACUUGAGACACUUCCAUUGUCAUUCAUCACUCUCCCAUUCCAAGUUCUUUCUUUCGGCCGGUUUUUUCAGAAGCUGCCCUUCUUUUUAUCUACCCAAGCUUGGAAACGGGCUGUACAAGUACCGAGCAAGAGAUGUGUCUGUGAGAGCCUCAGAGUCUUCAAGUGGUAGUUCGGUGCCAUUUGCUCCUCUUCAAUUUGAAUCCCCUGUUGGCCAACUUUUGGCCCAAAUUUUGCAAACACAUCCACAUUUACUUCCUGCAGCCAUUGACCAGCAGCUUGAGAACCUUGAAACUGACAGAGAUGAUACCCAGAAAAAGGAUGUAUCUUCUCCUCCUCAAGAUCUACUCUACAAGAGAAUAGCUGAAGUCAAAGACAAGGAAAGGCGCAAUACACUGGAAGAGAUAUUAUACUGCUUAAUUGCUUGUAAGUUUGUGGAGAAUGACAUUACGAUGAUACCAAAGAUAUCAGAGACUUCAGAUCCCACUGGCCGGGUGGAUUUUUGGCCGAACCAAGAGCAGAAACUAGAGUGUAUUCAUUCUCCUGAAGCAUUCGAGAUGAUCCAGAGUCACUUAUCCCUUGUGCUUGGAGAGCGGGUUGUAGGGCCUCUAGAAUCUAUUGUUCAGAUCAGCAAAAUAAAACUUGGAAAACUAUAUGCUGCUUCAAUCAUGUAUGGAUAUUUUCUCAAGAGAGUUGAUGAGAGGUUUCAACUUGAGAGAACCAUGAAAACUCUUCCCGAGCGUUUCAUUAAAGAACAAGAUAGCAUUGAAGAUCCAUCACCAGCAAACCGGUUAUGGGAUCCUGAAUCGUUGAUCAGGGUACCACCUGAUGACGAUGAUGUUGACAGUGACGGGGAAGGUAAGUCAUACAGACUUAGAUCUUAUGUGAUGUACUUAGAUGCAGAUACACUUCAGAGAUAUGCUACUAUAAGAUCCAAGGAAGCUAUUUCAUUGAUUGAGAAGCAAACUCAAGCCCUGUUUGGUAGGCCUGACAUUAAAAUUGCAGCAGAUGGUUCAAUAGAUACAUCUAAUGAUGAAGUGAUUUCGAUUACGUUUUCUGGAUUGGCAAUGCUUGUGUUGGAGGCUGUUGCGUUUGGAUCAUUCCUGUGGGAUGCAGAAAACCAUGUUGAAUCCAAAUAUCACUUCGUCAAGAGCUAAAAUAUCUUUAUUGUAUAUUAUUUUGUUAUCUGAGGUUGUAUAAAUUUGAUUGUCAUGAUGAGAGCAUAUAUGGUCUAAACAUACAAACUUAGGCAACAUCAUUCCUGAAUCACAUUUCUUUU